This is a messenger RNA of Ostrea edulis (European flat oyster), 6500 nucleotides long. RefSeq lists its product as uncharacterized. The record is from RefSeq and is a predicted model, not a curated record. The transcript has 13 exons. The coding region runs from base 1 to 5976 and encodes 1991 amino acids. Lineage: Eukaryota; Metazoa; Mollusca; Bivalvia; Ostreida; Ostreidae.
AUGGAUCGAUUGACUUUAUUGCCAAAACCAAAAAUUGUUGAGAGGCGAAAGUGUCUCCCUGCGGGAGACGGCCUACCGGGAUGGAAGUCACUGCCGUUGUAUUCCAAAUUCCCGAUGGUACAGAAUCCAAAGGGAUCCAUUAAACUGUGUACAACAAAACUAUGCGAGCCAGUUCACCAAGUAAUUGACUUUGAAUUUGAUCUAAGUGACCCAUACUGUCGCAUGUUGUCAAAUGAAUAUCAACCACUACAUGAUCCACACCUCAAGAGUCAUUUUAGCACACCCCGAAAACAGCGCCAUCUUCGUAAGAACGGGUUCAUCACGGGGAAAGGCAAAGUCGUCUGUAACCUCAAAGAGUUCAACCAGUACAGACAGUACCUCCACAAGAUAUGUCUCUUAGAAAUCGCCAAGGAACAGAAAGAGGUAGCGGAGAGGAGACUCCGGAGACAUUCGCAAGGGGAGGGACAGGAACGACCCGAAUCCCGAGGGAAGCAAAUCAGACGAAGACUGCAGCAGAUGAGAGAGGAGACAAAAUUUAGGAUCCAGAGGGAAGUCAACCAAAAGGAAGCAAAACUUGAAAAGAGGCUGGAAGACCUCGCAAGACAGAAAGAGAAGAGACAGCACCAGACUUUACAAAGACGACGCUCAACUGUAGCGGAGAACCAUGACCGAGUGAGAGAGUUGUAUAGAUUAAUUUUGUGGGUUUUGUCUUUCAUAUCUAAGCUAGGUUAUAUAACUAUAAUUCUCUUCUAUAAUCAGACACUGAAGCGAAAUUGGAGACAGAGAGAAAAACUCCGCUCGUCCAGAUUAGAGGAAAUAAAAAGAAAUAAACUUCUUUCAGAGCAGAAGAAGAACGUGGAGAUGUGGAACUUGAGGAAGGCGGAACAACUGCGACGGAUAGCGGCGGAAAAAGAGCAGCGCAAAAAGGAGGAAACUAGAAAGGAGAAGAGCGUGUCGGCGCGGAAUCGGAAAUUGAGUCACCAUCGGGAGAAACUCAGAGCCAAAUUGGAACAGCUUCAACGGCAGUCCAGACAAGAGAAGGAGGAGAGAGAAUGUCAACACCGCCAGCGACUGACCAAACGUCUGGUUCUGUUGAGACUCAGAAUGACCAACAGAGAGAGAGGAAGAAGAGGCUUACACAAAGGGUGGCAUGAAAGUUUAUGGACCUUGGAAGACACCCUCGAACAGAUUUUGGUAUCUGAUAUUCCUUUCGCAGGGCGAAAAUCAACUGGGCAGUUUCUAGCAAUGUUCAACGAGAUUCUAGAUUCUGAGAUAAGCAAGAUUGGUGAAGAUGAGCCUGGGUAUAACAACGACGAGGAAAUUCAAACUAAGGCUAAGGAGAUUGUCGAUUCCGUCAUCCACAAAGUCAAAACCGAUAUGUACCCAGCUUAUGUGAAGAUGCGAAGUGAGGAACAGAGCGGUCGUGUUACGUUUGGUCCUAAUGCCACCAUUCCUCCAAACCGCGUGGUUGAUAGGUCCACACUUCUUUCUGUCAAAGAUCACGUAUUGACACCAGUUCCCUCCCCUGCAACUUUACAUAAGCACAUCAUGAUAGAUAAGUCCUCCGAGAUAAAACUGAUGGAAAGCCUUCUUAACCGUCUCCUCGAGGAUCUGAACAGAAAUCGUCUGACGGACGAAGAAGUCAGAGAGCUUUCCAGGUACGCCAUGGGCAUUGUCUCCAGUCAAUUGCACGGGGAAGGGCAUGAUAUCUCAAAAAUAGCAGACGAUGUUGUAGAGUUUACAUUGAAGAAGGUGUUAAACGACAUCAGAACUGGAGUUGCUUCUCACGAGGAGGUCACAGACAUGGCAGCCACGCUCGUCAGUCAUAAGAGGGAAAGAAAUUUAUCGGAGCUCAGUAUUUCAUCAGACGACGAUGAACUACAGAGGUUCAUAGAUGAUACAUUAGAAUCCAUCGUCAAAGCUCACGAUCUCGAUAGAGAGUCUCCAGUCCACGACGCCAUUUUAGACGAGUGGAUAAUGGACACCUUGAAAGAAAUCAUAGACGAUAUCAAUCACAACUGGUUAUCCAAAGCCGCAGUACUAAAAAUGGUGUCUACGAUAGCCAUGAACGAUUUCAAACACGAGGAAAUCCAAACCAUGCCAAUUCCACGAGUCCUGGAAAAAGUGAUUAACGAUCUUGGUUGUGGAGGCAGUGACAUGCUGUAUAAAGUAGUCCAUGCUGUUGUAUCGUCUUACCAUGCAUACAAAGUUGAGACAUUGGAAGCCGUCACUGGGCUUAUGCACCUAAUCACGGAGAAACUCCGACAAGCAAUUUCAGACGGGGAAUUGCAGGAGUUUGAGAUAUAUUUCAACAAAAUCCAAGAUGCCACAAAACGACUUGCAUCAACAGCAUUAAGACAUGUUCAAAUCAGCGAGCUAGCCACGGUUAUUCAUGACGUUUUUAAGGAUCCAAAGUGUGCAACUUCUGUAUCAAAUCUAACUGUUGAGAGCGUCAUUGAAAAUGCCAAAAAUACUGUUUUGCUAGCUAAUUGUGCAUCUCUUAAAAGAUAUGUGAAAGAAAUGACAAUGGCCUCACAAAAACUCACUGCUGUAAAUAUGAAAGUUGAGGAAAGAUCAAAGGCUGAUGAUGUCUUCCUCGACAAGGUGACAAACUUUGCCGUCAAAGUUCUGGAAGUUGUUAGAAAUAGUCUUGAAAGUGAUGAUUUCACCGCCGAAGAUAUAAAGGAUAUGACCAGUACAUUUUCAACAAUUGUCAGCAAGGACAUUUUACCAACUGAAAGCAUUUCUAAAGAAAAGAUGCUUACAAAUCAUGUAUCAGAGUUGCUCAGCACUUUUAAAUCUGGGCAUCUCGAUUCCCAAGAGUUAUUAGAGCUUGGAAGUUUACUCAUUCAAUGUGGAAACAGAUUAUUACAGGGAAGAGAGCCCUUCAGUUCUCCAAACGUUUCCAGAAAGCCCUCCUUGACUAGCUCUGCCGUGGCCUCCGACGUUCUGACGCAUAUCCUUUAUUCAAUUGAGGACGAGAUGCAGAAAGGUUUAAUAACAAGAGAGGCGAUCAAAGAACUGGCAAUGUGUAUUCUGAAAGCAUCCAAAAAUUACCAUAAAAUCGCUAAUCAAAGUUGGUCUACAAGAGUAUCUCCGACAAUGUCCGAAUCUAGAAUCGAAUUCGCGAAGGGGACAUUGAAAGAGAUGCUAAGCGACUUGGAACUCGAAAACGAAAGAGAAAAUACAGUAUUACCAGUGGCAAUGUCAGAAAUGUUUUCGGAUGAGCAUAAAAAGAAGGUCGAAAGAAUUGCAGAAAAUGUUGUGAGACUUUUACAGAAAGAUUGUUUGACAAGGAGUGACCUUAAGCGCGUAUUUUCCAUCCUUUUUCAACAUUACAUAUCAGCAGCACAUGAUGAAAUCCAGGUCUCCGAUGAUCUCCUUCCCACGGAUUCUCAGUUCGCCAGCUCUAUAGUCAAGGAAACACUGUGCAAAAUUGAAAGAGAUAUUGAAAGCGGCCGUCUCCGCUCAGAGGAAGUUUUAUCUAUCGUAGAUGACUCUAAAGAUACGCACAGACUGAACAUCCAAAGCCACUUUGAUAUAAUUAACCUAACCCUGGCAGUAUUGCAGCAAUUCCUUUUGGAUAUAAGCAAUCAAACGACCGCAAAAGAUUUCGUCAAACACUUUUUAUCAAUUGCAUUUGAAGUGGAGGUUCCUUCAGAGGAAUCUGUUGCCAUGAUCAGCUUCCGUAUCCAGGAAAUAAUGAAAGAUAUCAGAAAGAAUAGAAAAACUUCUGUACAUAUUCUAACCAUGGUGCGUGCAUUUUCGUCCAAGAAGGCUUACGAGGAAAAGGCCACUUCUAAAAACGAGGCGUCGAUUUUUCAACAUGCUUUCCAGAACGUGCAAGCUGACGUCAUUACUAACUUCAUUCGUUUUACGAUACAGACACUCAUCCGCGACUGUAUCAAUUAUCAAGAAGAAAGGGAGAGUGUUCAGCAAGGACAGAUUCUAAAGUCUGUGUCCUCUUCUGUGGCAGUAAAGGUGGUCGACAGCUUACUUAGUCAAAUAGAGAGAGGGCUUCGAAGUGACAAUACUCAAUCUACAGAACAUCCGUCAUCUGUAGACGCUCAUUCAAGCAGGCUGGAAUUUUCUAACAUUCCAUCCGAAACCAUGAAUGCUUUAAUCUUAGAUACAAUGAACAACAUCAUUAGCAAUUUACGACAGGAGAACUCUCGCGAACUUGAUCAUGAACAUCUUGAAACUUCCGAAUCAGAAAUGAUUCACGAUUUUGUGUUAGAAAAGCUACACGAUAUUGUGGAAAGCAUGAAAGGUAGAAUGGUAAACUCAACUCCAGACAAAGAAAAGGUCGAGUUACCGUCAAAGUAUGCAUCUGCAAUUUUAAUUGACGAAACGGAGGCUAAAAGGGUUAUAAGUGGAUCUUUUAGGAACGUAAUCAGUGAAAUAACUACAGACAUGGAGCAAACAAAAGGAAAAAGCAUGGAAAAGUCCUCAACAGCGUCAAUGGAAGCAGAUGCCGUGGUUAUUCAAACCCUCCAAAAAAUCAUACAACAAUAUGAAGAGGAUGGCGUUAAUACGUUGUCUGAAAAGGACAAAGAAAUGAAAAAACAUAUUUUGUUUGUCUUAAGGAGUUUCAGGAACGAUAUGUACACAGAUAAGAGGGUCCAUACUGCAUUACAAAAUAUUUUCCGUCCCAUCAUGACCCUUACCCAGGAUAAGCUUGAAAACAACAAAAUGUUAGAAUCCAUUCUUGACCAAAUCAUCGAAAGUGUGAAUACUGACAGUAUACGUGUGUCAGAUAUGUUAGAAAAAAAUUAUACAAGUGAUAACGACAGCACACAGAGCCAAUCUUUUGUGAAUGGAAUCGACAGGCCGAGCUUAAGUCUGCAAAAAAUGACAGAUAUGACAAGAGAAAUGGCUAGUUUGUAUGAAGAUAUGUAUCCCUCUGCGCUAGGAGUCCAUGAAAAGGAAUUUGACAACCCCAUAGCCGAACGCAUUGCCAGCGAAGUACAGAUUAUCGCUAAAGAAGCUCUCGAGAGGACAAUCAAUAACAUCGAAAGCGGCAAGUUGAGUCAACAGGAGUUGCAAACUUUGGUAUCAGCAAUUACCGCUAAUGAGGAAGACCUAUCUUUCACUCAGAUGCAGUAUGCGGACAGCUUGAUUGAGGAUAUGAUCCUAAAGGUCCUGAAAAACUUGGUGGAGGAGCUUAGAAUUAGCGGAAUUGACCCAAAAGAUUUGCCAGAAGUGACCAAAAACAUCUUCCAGGUGACCUCGAAUAUAGAGGUGGCGGAAGACAACAGCGAUAUAAAUGCAUCCAGUGUCCCGUCUGAAGUGAUAGCAGGCAUGGUGACGACGGUACUCAGUAAAAUUGCCAACAACCUCUCUGAGGAGAGUGUCGUGCCUACAAUGGAACAAAGCAACAACGAGAUCAUUCAACCCAGCGUCUCCAACAAAUCGGGAACAGAAAUAGAGAAGACUCCAGAUAAUUUAAACCCAAAUGCUUCUGUCAAACGAUCAUCUGUGCACUCGCUUCUGGAUGAUGUAGGACCUCAGAAACAGACCACUCCUACUCCUGCAGUCCACUCGUUACAUGAAAUUAGAAAUAAAGGUCGACAAAGAAAUGGCCUGAUUAAGGAAAGAGCAGUUAGAAAUCUCAUAAACAAAUCAGUCGCAAAACAUCUCCCUAAAACAUCACCAAAAAAUAAUAUGCCCGACAGAGCUUGUAGACCUCCAAUAGCGAGUAAAUCGCCCGUUGGAAGGAAAAUCGAGCCAUUGACCAAGAAAGUGGAAUCCACAAAAUCUCCAAAGAAAAGCUGUGAGAAGGCUAAGAAAAGAAGUGUUACACCUUCCAAGAAUCGUCAAAGUAAGGGACAGCAAAACUCUCAGUCUACACAAGAGAAGGCCAACAGUCCAAAUCCACAGAAUACUACUACAACUGAUGAUCUGCCAUGUCAAGUUUAUUCUCUAUGGGGUUCCUUCAAGCUGGCAGUCAAGAAUGUGAACAAGUCCAAGAGAUAAAUCUAUUUUUGCAUUAGACUUCACACAUCAGUUCAAAAUUUCUCAUCAUUCAACAGGCAGAGUAUUUGUAUUCCAUCUCUUUGUCUUCCAGAAAACAAUUGUUUACAAAAAUACUUAAUAAAUCAUUUUUAUAAUAACAAAAUAAACAUUUUAUUCUUAUGUUACAAAUCUGCAUAACUACAUGUAAUACACGUAGAAAGUGAUUGUAAUCAGAUAUACAUAGGAAAAAUCAAUGUUUUACUGCAGUUUGAAUUGAUGACAAUGAUCAGCAUACUUUUUGAUGACAUAUAGAUGACGUUAUAUACAGACACUUAUUAAUGGAAUAUACAAGAUUAAGUUGAUCACAGUUUGUAACAGCCAUUUAAGUCUUGUAGAUGUACAAGGCAUUCAGAGUUCAGAUGGCUUAUAUCCAGACCAUUUUAGCUGGUGUACAGUAGUCGGAAUCCUGGUGCGGAGUGCAAUCCGUCUGUGAAGAAUUUUACAAGGACCCUGUUACUAGUGGCUCUCAGUGGGGGUGGCUGUUC